Messenger RNA from Haplochromis burtoni (Burton's mouthbrooder), 3479 nucleotides. RefSeq names its product solute carrier family 7 member 2 (gene slc7a2). Gene Ontology annotation, molecular function: amino acid transmembrane transporter activity. Gene Ontology annotation, biological process: transmembrane transport; amino acid transport. Lineage: Eukaryota; Metazoa; Chordata; Actinopteri; Cichliformes; Cichlidae. The coding region runs from base 298 to 2262 and encodes 654 amino acids. Gene Ontology annotation, cellular component: plasma membrane. The record is from RefSeq and is a predicted model, not a curated record. The transcript has 12 exons.
CAAAUCCUAUGAAGAAACACUGAGCCACUGAGGGGAGGAGUGAAAACUGCUGCUCUGUAUAGUUUAUGUGACAGCACAGUGAAUGAGCGCUCAGCACACUGGAGAGAUUUGAGGCUCCAGCGCAGAUCUGUAGGUGUAGUCUCACUUUUACCUGAGCUUCACUGUGCAGCUGAUCUCUCAAGGUUCUCGGCAGAAGCAAGGCAGAAGAAAAUAACUGAGACUUCUAGCAGCUAAUUUUGGUUCUGUGUCUCAGCGUGAACCCCUCAGUUUCCUACUCAUCUGUUCUAAGGUGUCAACAUGCUGAAGCAGGUUCUGUCAUUCAGCCGCUCCUUGGUGCGAAGGAAAGUGGUCGACCUAAACAGCCUGGAAGACUCCAAGCUCUGCCGCUGCUUGGGAACCCUUGACCUUAUUGCUCUGGGAGUGGGCAGCACUCUGGGGGCUGGUGUGUACGUACUGGCUGGAGAGGUGGCCAAGGGAGACUCCGGUCCCAGCAUCGUCAUCUCCUUCCUAAUCGCCGCCAUGGCCUCUGUCAUGGCCGGCCUGUGCUAUGCCGAGUUUGGCGCCCGAGUCCCUAAGACCGGCUCCGCUUACCUUUACAGCUAUGUCACUGUAGGCGAGAUUUGGGCCUUCAUCACUGGUUGGAAUCUAAUCCUUUCUUAUGUGAUCGGCACCUCCUCAGUUGCCAGAGCAUGGAGCGGCACAUUCGAUGAAAUGAUAGGAGGACACAUAGAGAUAUUCUGUAAAACCCACUUCAGCAUGAAUUCUCCCGGUUUGGCCCAGUACCCUGACUUCUUUGCGGUCUGCCUGAUUCUGCUGCUCUCUGGACUUCUGUCCUUUGGAGUGAAGGAGUCAGCCUGGGUCAAUAAAGUCUUCACAUCGAUCAAUGUGCUCGUGCUCUUGUUCGUUAUCAUCUCUGGCUUUGUCAAAGGAGACGCAUACAACUGGAAGAUAACCGAAGACUCCCUUAUAAAUGUCACCAUAGCUACAAGGAACCUGUCCGUGACAGCCAAUGUGAGCAGCGAUUAUGGCGUUGGAGGAUUCAUGCCCUAUGGUUUCAGUGGGACCUUAGCAGGAGCUGCCACCUGCUUUUAUGCUUUUGUUGGCUUUGACUGCAUUGCAACAACAGGUGAGGAGGUCAAAAACCCUCAGAGGGCCAUUCCCACUGGCAUCGUGGUGUCACUGACCGUGUGCUUCUUGGCAUACUUUGGCGUGUCAGCUGCCCUCACGCUGAUGAUGCCCUACUACCUACUGGACGAAAAAAGUCCCCUGCCUAUGGCAUUUGAAUAUGUGGGUUGGGGCCCUGCGAAGUAUGUGGUGGCUGUGGGUUCACUAUGCGCCCUAUCCACAAGUCUGCUGGGCUCCAUUUUCCCUAUGCCUCGUGUAAUCUAUGCUAUGGCAGAGGAUGGGGUGCUUUUCAAAGCCUUAGCCCGAAUCAAUCCUAAGACGAAGACCCCACUUAUUGCCACUAUGAGCUCCGGUGUAGUUGCAGCCAUCAUGGCUUUCCUGUUUGACCUCAAAGCCCUGGUGGACAUGAUGUCCAUUGGAACUCUGCUGGCCUAUUCGCUGGUUGCUGUGUGUGUACUGCUUCUCAGGUAUCAGCCAGAUGGAGCUCUGGAGCGGCAGGCAAGUAAAGGUGAGAGGGAUUGCCUCGCGUCUGAAGAGGGCGAGUCAGACUUGACAGAGUCAGAGUCCCACCUCAACAUGCUAAAGGGAGGCAGCUCCACACUGCAGACUAUUCUACACCCUCCCGAGACACCUUCCGAGCGUUCGUCCAGUGUUGUCAACAUGUCCACUGGCGUUCUAGUGUUGGUGGUGUGUGUGAUCAGCUAUCUCACCACAUACCACAUCAACUCCGUUUUGGGUUUGGAAGUGUGGAUCCUGGCCUCGCUGUCCGUGUGUCUGCUUGUCUUCAGCAGCUGCAUCUUUAUGGUCAUCAGGCAGCCUCAGACUAAGAAGAAGGUCUCCUUCAUGGUACCUCUUCUGCCUUUUCUGCCAAUUUUAAGCAUAUUUGUCAACAUUUACCUGAUGGUUCAGCUGAGUGGAGACACCUGGAUACGUUUCUCUGUGUGGAUGGCUGCUGGCUUCCUGAUCUACUUUGGGUAUGGCGUGUGGCACAGUGUAGAGCGUCAGCGCCAGCUCCAGCUUCAAAGUGGCACGGCACAGGAAAACACCAGGAGCAACCAGGAGAAGCGUGACAAUGUGGAUGCAGAAGGAAAGGAACAGGAGUCUUUCAUCUGCUCAGAAAAGACCAGCCAGUGUUAAAGGCUGCCGGCUCCUUCACAGACUGUGUGAGGGAACAGAUGCAUAAAAGCACACAGCAGCUAUUCCUGGAUGAGCCUGUAUAUACAGCUUCACCGUGUGUGCUUCACAAGCACAUUCAGUCUGCAAAGGCAGCAUCAGUAUUACGUAUCAGUGGCACAUGAUGAGGAAUCGCUCUAUGACUGGGAUGAGACCACAUCCCAUGAGUCACAUUUGUGGACAAGCAUGGAGGGAGAACGGACAGGUAACACACUGGAGAGUGAUUUUCAUUUAUUUUAGCGUUGAAACAGUCAGUGCAAGGCUGCAGAGAAGCUUUUCCAUACACUGACAGGUUUGUACAGGUAAGGUAUCAAUGUAAAGUUCAAUGUAGAGUUUGAUACACCAGUAGCUUAGUGCAGCAUUUGGUUGUUAGCCCUUUCGGAUGAUCAUUACAUAUAUAAUUCUACUAGCUGUGUAUAAAUCAUUAUCACAAGACUUUCAGAGAAAUGUACAAUGUGUGAAAUAGUUUUGUAGACACAUAACAUGUCCUGACGUGACUCACCUGAAAGCACGCCAAUUGUUGGUGGUAGUUUUCAGCCAUGUGUAGGUAUUAUGUAACAACCCAUAGAAACCUCUGUUACAAGUAGUGAGAUCUCUGUAACUGUUGCUGUGGUCUUAUUUAACAGGUUCCCCCUGGAGUUUGUUGACCUUGUUACUACAUAAAUAAAAAGAUAGUUAUUUGAUGCAGAGCUCUCACUCUAUCACAUAUAUUUUCCUGUUUGUCUGAUAUUUUGCGAUAUUUUGAUGUAGACAUGCUGUUAAUAUAAGCUUCAUGAAAAUGUCCUCUGUCAUCGCUGCCUAACAAAGUAUUCCUGUAUAUAAAGUAAGCUCCUCAUUCCUCAUGUAUAUAUGUAUUUUUUAAACGGUUUGUAACUGGUUUCAAGAGAUUUUGUGUGGUUGUAUUCAUUCCUCUUGGCUUUUAAGGACUGCUGGUGUUUUCCUUGGAGUUUAUUUUUCCAUAGAGCAUUGAAGCUGUGGUUCAUCGAUGUGCUCCGUGGUCUAAAAACUGUGAAACAAAUUCAGCAGGUGUUAGUAAGGUGUUCUGCUACAAAGAAGCUCUACACUGACGUGCAGAUGACUGCAAUAAGGGUACAGGAUGAAGAACGUACUGCAGAAGAUGCUGUAAUGGAGUGUCACACCAACUGCACAAAUACAAUAAAAUAAAAUGUAUUUUCCGGUAA